GUUUCUUUAAGAAAUGGAAGACAAAAUAACAUCUAUAGUCACAGAUGAUAGAAUAGAUGAGAUUUUUCAUCUUAAUGCCACUAAAGAAGAGUUAAUUAUAAUCCUAAAUUACAUUAUAAUGGACUAUAAAAAGUUCUCAAUGACAGAUAAAAUCUUAUUACAAUCAUAAAAAUUACAGAAACUAACAAUAGAAGAAUGUAUAGAAAAUCGUUAUGUGUUUUUAUUCUUGCCAGGAGUAAAGAAUUCUAUGGAAAUAAAAUAAUAAAAAGAGGUCAGAUAUACAUAUGAACCUAAAGAAGGAAAGAUUUUGAAAGAAAAAUAUAGAAAUGGACGUAAAACAGAAUCAACUGAAGUUACAUAUGAAUAAAUAAAUAAAAUGUUAGGAUCCUUCAAUCAGAGUACAGGUGCUUUCUUAUAAAGCAAACCUAAUUUUGCUGAAAGUAGAUUUAUAGCACCUCUUUUACCAUAAGAAGAAGUUUCUAAAAGAGAGAAGGUUUAAGUAAAAGGUGGAUAAAUGCAAUUUGUAUAAUAGCCAAGAAAAAAUAAACCUGCUUUUAAAAAUUAUACUGCUGAAGAAGUCUCGAAACAUAAUAAACCAGGAGAUGUAUGGACUGUUUUGAAUGGCAAAGUUUAUGACAUUUCUCUUUACUUAGAUUAUCAUCCUGGUGGAGUAGAAAAGUUAAUGUUAGGAGCAGGAAAAGAUUGUACAAAAUUAUUUAAUUAAUUUCAUUCUUGGGUGAAUGGACAUGCUUUUUUGGAAUAGGACUACAUAGGUAACUUAAAAUAUUGA
This is a messenger RNA of Paramecium primaurelia, 790 nucleotides long. NCBI's taxonomy places the organism in Eukaryota, Ciliophora, Oligohymenophorea, Peniculida, Parameciidae. The record is from the annotation of a GenBank genome assembly.